GGGCGUCCUUGCCUACUGUACGGGGGUUGGAUAUGGCAUGCCCGGCCUCAGGGCUCAUGCCAUGCGAUACAUGAAGACGUUUGACAAUGCUGUUGAUAUUCAACAAAUUCUGGUCCUAGCCAAGGAAGCCUUCUCCACAUUUGAAAGUCAUCUUUUGAACUCCGAGUAUCCUGAUUAUAUACGCGGAAAAUUGGAGGGUGCUGUGGAAGCGAACGGAGACUUUUUGAAGCAGUAUGGUUUUUUGCAGGGCUUUGGAAACCAGUCCAUGUUUGACAGGUUCAUGGUGGAAAGCAUGGUGUCAGUGUAUUCGAAGAAGAUCUCAUCGCUCAGCAACGAGAAUAAGACCCUGAAGGCUGUCAAUGAGAGCUUGUGCAAGGACAAGGAUGAACCAACUUGUCCUCAGAAACCGGGACCUACAUGGCCGCAGACCCUUUCAGUGUCCGAUAUUCAUGAGUCCACCGUUGUUCCUACGGGGUCCGCAGGAUUGUUUGAAGAUGAUCGCUCUGGAGGGUCAUCAAGUGAUGCAGAAUCGGUAGAUACUGACCUUGGGUUCGUCAGUAUUGGGAAGAACAAUGAGGUUCAGGAAAAACAACCAAGUCAUGUGGAAGCGAGCGCAUAA
This is a messenger RNA of Aspergillus glaucus CBS 516.65, 619 nucleotides long. RefSeq lists its product as uncharacterized. Bases 38 to 619 code for a protein of 193 amino acids. The transcript has a single exon. Lineage: Eukaryota; Fungi; Ascomycota; Eurotiomycetes; Eurotiales; Aspergillaceae. The record is from RefSeq and is a predicted model, not a curated record.